AUGGCUGUGUGUCAUAGACGGAGUAUCGUCGUCGGCUGUGCAUUAGGUGCUGUUGUUGGUGCAUCCAAUAUUUACCUUGGACUAAAGACUGGGUGGUAUUUCCUUCCCCCACAACUCUUUGGUGCCAUUUUCGGCUUUGCGAUAUUGAAGCCCCUUUCUAAAAUCGUCGGAGGUCUGGGACCUGGUUGGGUCACUGGCGAUAAACAGUUUGGCCCAAAGGAAAAUGUAACCGUUCAGUCGGCUGCCACUGCUGCGGGGGGUCUUGGUAUCAUAUUCGUCAGCGCCGUGCCCGCCAUGUAUCGUUUGGGCCUUCUCUCUGAGUUUCCACAACAUGACAUUGGGAAACUCAUUGGCUUGGCGGUUUGCGUUGCCUACUAUGGCGUCUUCUUUGUCAUUCCACUCCGCAAGUACUACAUUCUCAAGCAAAAGCUUGUCUUCCCAACACCUUCUGCUACUGCCUACACGAUAAGACAGUUACACAUGAUUGGCGGCGCAACUGAUGCUUUCAAAAAGGCGAAGAUGCUUGGCUACAGCCUCCUCGCCGCAUUCUGUUUCAAAGUUGCAGCAGGUUACGCACCGGGUUUGAUCUGGGAUUGGCAUAUCGGUUGGAUCAUGUACCGUAUCGGUUUUGCCGCCAUGAUCUCCUUGGAUAACUAUGGGUGGUGGAUCGAAUUCACACCUGCCUUUUACGGUGCGGGCAUGUUAGCAGGAAUGAACGCCUCGUGGUCGUUCUUCAUGGGUGCCAUCCUCGCAUGGGGCAUUAUUGCUCCUUCAACCAUCGCCACUGGUGCUGCCGUCGGUAUGGAUCUCGGCAUCGAUAACAGAUGGUCGUAUUUGUCCCUUCAUCUUAGUGACAUCGAAAAGUAUUCGAAAACCCCAUCACCACGCUACUGGCUUUUAUGGCCAGGUGUGCUCAUGAUGGUUGUAUCGUCGUUUGCUGAAGUCAUCCUAUCCUCACGUCAUGCAUUUUACAAAAUGGUCAUGUCGGUGUCCUCAAGACUUUGUGCGAGGUAUCGGAAUUCCAAUCGCAGUGACCCCGACUUUGGCCGCGGGAUAAAGGAUGAUAAUGACCCUGCCCCUCUGGAGGACCAUGUUCCCUCCUGGGCUUGGUUGGGUGGCCUCAUCAUAUCCAUUGCCCUUACAUGCUCAAUCGUCACUACUCAAUGGAACAUGAAUGUCGGUGAAGCUGUCCUCGCCCUUAUCUUUGGUUUCCUGCUCUCCUUCCUCGCUGUACGGAGCGCAGGUGAUACGGAUCUCAAUCCUGUAUCAACAUGCGCUAAGGCGAGCCAGCUGGUUUUCGGAGGGAUAGCUAAAAGUCAGAAACUCGACGUGGUGACCGGUCAGACGCUCAACCUAGUGGCCGGUGUUUUGGCUGCUGGUGCUUCCGCUCAAUCUGCUGACAUGACUGGUGAUCUCAAGACUGGUCAUUUGAUCGGGGCUAAGCCCAAAGACCAAUUCGUUGCACAGCUCACUGGAGCUACUGUAGCCAUCUUUCUCAACGUUGCCUUGUUCAUAUUGUUCACCAAAUCCGCCCCCUGCAUCCUUUAUCCACCGGACAAUGGUGUUUGCCCGUACAGCGUGCCUGCCGUUAGCGCGUGGGCAGCUGUCGCCACCGCGGUACUUGCAAAUACACUGCCUAUUCCACCUUCCUCUGGUUAUACGGCCAUCGCAUUAUCCAUGGUCGCUGGGGUCGCUAUUAUCGUCAAGCAUGUUUACAUUCCCCGCAGGCACUGGGCCUAUGUCCCUAAUUGGAAUGCUGUCGGACUUGCCUUCAUCUUGCCGCAGGUUUAUUACCCCAUGAUCAUGUCCGUUGGCGCCACUGUUAACCAUGUUUGGCAACGCAAAAAUCCGGGCUCAUUCGACUUGUAUGGGUUCCCGCUGGCUGCCGGUCUUAUUGCUGGUGAGGGAAUGGGGGGCGUCAUGGAUGCUAUCUUAGCAAUUGCUGGUGUUGAUGGAAGUGUGUAUGGAACCUCUAUUGGAUGUCCCUCGAUGCAGUUUUGUGGCUAAAUGAGCCAUCUGCUCAUUUUGUGCUUUCUUCAAUGAUUGACCAAAACCCUUAACUCCCGAGGCGGCACCGUCCACGCGCUUCGUUGUUCUGUCCCUGUACUAACCAGUUCAGUGCUGCGGAUCGAUUGUCGCAUGAGCACGAUUCGUUGGCUUCGCUUGGGUUGCUCUCGCGUCAGGAGAAACGUAGACCUGUGCGGGAAAUCACCAAAACCAGCAAUGUCACGCUUUCACCAGGGAGUAUAUAAAUCAAAAGUCAGGAUCCAGGGGAUCAAAGUAACCCAUAUUGAAUGGAAAUGGGAUGAAGAAAUCGUCAUCGAAUUCAAGACCAUCUGAGUCCCCAUAACCAUCGUAGUCAUGUAAAGUGUCAUCAUACCACUUGUCCAUAUGAUGUUCAGCUUCCUCGGGACUAAUGCCAUGCCUAU
Cantharellus anzutake is the source of this 2429-nucleotide messenger RNA. Its product is annotated as oligopeptide transporter. The record is from RefSeq and is a predicted model, not a curated record. Bases 1 to 2007 code for a protein of 668 amino acids. Gene Ontology annotation, cellular component: fungal-type vacuole membrane. Lineage: Eukaryota; Fungi; Basidiomycota; Agaricomycetes; Cantharellales; Hydnaceae. The transcript has 7 exons. Gene Ontology annotation, molecular function: oligopeptide transmembrane transporter activity.